AUGGAUCAAAGGCUUUUUGAGGCUUCUCUAAGUGGAAACAUCCAACUUCUGCACCAGAGAUGCUUGCAUAGAAUCCACUCCUACUCCAUAUAUACUCUUGCUCUAGAUGCUACAGAGAACCCCCUACAUGUUGCUUCACUUGCUGGCCAUGUUGGCUUUGUUAAGGAGAUUGUAAGGUUAAAACCAGCUUUGGCCAAAGAAAUGAACCAGGAUGGCUUUAGCUCUAUGCAUAUCGCAUCUGCCAACGGAUAUCUGGAGAUUGUAGAGGAGCUUCUUAAAGUUGAUCUAAGACUAUGCCGGCUAAAGGGAAGAGAUCAAUGGACUCCUCUUCAUCAUGCUGCAAGGAGAGGAAGGCUAGAUAUUGUCAGAGAGAUAGUCUUGACUUGUCCAGAAAGUAUUGAAGAUGUGACAGUACAAGGGGAAACUGCUUUGCAUCUUGCUGUUAAGAACAGUCUGUUUGGAGCUGUUGAAGUUCUGAUGGAACUGGUCACAAAAAUGAGGAACGUGGACAUCCUGAAUGCCAAGGAUAAGCAUGGCAAUACAGCUCUGCACUUAGCAACAUGGAUAAAACAACACCAGGUGGUGGAAUGGUUAAUUAGAACCGGAACUAGUACCACAAGUUCAUUGGAAGUAAACAUUGUAAACCAGACUGGUCUCACUGCUCUUGAUUUGCUAUUAAUUUUCCCAAGUGAAGCUGGUGAUCGAGAAAUCAACGACACUCUUCGUAAUGCUGGAGCUUUGAGAGCACAAAACCUAGUCCAUUCUGCUAUACCGUUAGUUGAGUCUGAUAACCAAACCCUCUUGAAUUGCCCUGUGGAAACGGGGACAUGUCACUUGCAGCAUCCAAAUGACAUCACUGAAUACUUCAAGUUCAAAAAGGGUAGAGAUUCUCCUAGUGAUGCCCGCACCGCGCUGUUAGUUGUAGCUGUAUUGGUGGCUACAGCGACAUUUCAAGUAGGACUAAACCCUCCAACCGGUAUAUGGCAGGACACUGAGCUGAAAGGGAAUGGGACUAGCAGUGAAACAGCACACAUUGCAGGAACAUCCAUUUUGGGGUCUUAUAGCGCACCUUCAUUUGUGGCUAUUGUGACUUUCAACUCCAUUGGUUUUUCAGUUUCACUUUACAUGAUCAACCUCCUCACAUCCAAUUUCCCUAUGCAGUUGGAGCUUCAGAUCUGUAUGGUUGCCAUGUACUGUACAUAUAAUACGGCUAUGAUUAACAUUGCACCAAAGAACACAAGAAGCUUUGUUGUUGUAUUUACUUCUGUUUUGCCUACUGCUGUAUCACUUGCUGCCCCAUCGCUUAGGCAACUUUUUAUCAGGCUUGUACUACCUCUGGUGAAUUCAGCACGGAGAUUCAUUCGUUCCAAUUACCAAAACUUUUGCAUUUCUGGACAUUUGCCUCCGACAUGAGUGCAACCUCAUUGUAAUACAAAAUAAAACUUCAAUAGCUUUUGGUAAUGGCUUGUAAUCUGAUAUUUAUGUUCAAUAGUGUUGUUAUAGUACACACAUACUGUUUUGCACAAAAACUUUCCAUGUUGAGGAUCAAUUGUUCUUCUCCUGCAUGACAUGGGGAAUGAAGAGUGCAGACCGGAAAACCUUUGUUUAUAAAUAAAUGUCCUUUGUAUUCUCAGAUUGUAAACUGUUGAAUUUCUGUUG
Messenger RNA from Argentina anserina (silverweed cinquefoil), 1659 nucleotides. Its product is annotated as ankyrin repeat-containing protein BDA1-like. Bases 1 to 1413 code for a protein of 470 amino acids. Gene Ontology annotation, molecular function: protein binding. The transcript has 2 exons. The record is from RefSeq and is a predicted model, not a curated record. NCBI's taxonomy places the organism in Eukaryota, Viridiplantae, Streptophyta, Magnoliopsida, Rosales, Rosaceae.